Molecule: messenger RNA, 1131 nt
Organism: Rotaria sp. Silwood2
Lineage: Eukaryota; Metazoa; Rotifera; Eurotatoria; Philodinida; Philodinidae
Source: the annotation of a GenBank genome assembly
AUGAAUACAUUCUAUGUGGGCAACAUUCAAGAUUUUGAAACAAAAGCUGAUAAAUAUUUAACAAGAUCAGACGAUUACAAAGUUCUAAUUAAUAUCAAUGAUGAAAAUAAUGAAAAAUCAUUCGAUGGAGCAUUAAAAGAAAUGAUUGAAUCAAUGAAUUCUUUAUUCGAAAAAUUAAAAACUCAUAAAGCAGUGAGUGAUGAUUUAUACAAACGAUUAGUUGCUGAUCUAAGUAAAAUCAAACUACCUUAUUUAUAUUUCUUACCAAAUAUAUCCAAGGAAAAUGGCAUUUCUUUAGUACCUAUUAUUACAUCACGAUCUAGUGCAGCAUGGAAAAUUGGUAAAUAUUUAAAUCAAUUAUUACGACCGUUUGUCGAUGAAAUUUUACAAUCAACAAAAUUUACUGAUGACACUGAUUUUUUUCAAAGAUUCAAUCAUUAUGCCAAUACAGAACGUCGUCUUCGUCCAACAACUAUCUUUUGUGCAAUUAAAAUAACUAAUUUUUACACAUUAGAUGAACAUCAAAAUAUGAUCGAUGUCAUUGGUUACUUUUUACAAGAUAACUUAGCAACCAACGAACUUGAAUCAUUAAUAAUUCAAACUAUUCGAAAUCUAUUAUAUUUAUUUCUUUACAAUAAUAUCUUUUGUUACAUAGAUAACAUUUAUACAUUUACAAAAGGUACUCCAAAUGCUAUGGCAUUAACAGAAACGUUAUCAAAUAUUUAUUUAUUUUCAGUUAAUCAUGAUCCUAACAUUCCACGUUAUACAUUACCAUAUGUUAUGGGUCAUUCAAAAUCAGCUCAUAUCGAUGAUUUUCAACAAGAACGAAUUUAUCUUGAAUUAACUUAUCUUAUUAAUAGUUAUUCAUUAUUAUUUGUUGAAACUCAUGUCAAACAUUUUUUCAAUUAUUUUCAUGCUCAAAUUAUGCGGUAUUCAGCAAAUCAAAGCACAUAUGAUAAAUUUUGUCCACAAUGGUUUAAGUUCGUUGAACAACAACAUGAACUUUCAGAACAACUUCAAAAAUUUGAUAAUAAUGGUCGUUUAAUUCAAUUCAAUUAUAUUUAUGAUUUUGGUUCAAGAUGUCGAUUCAAUCGAGAUUUUUAUCAACUUUGGUUUCAUUAUUUUCAAUAA